Messenger RNA from Eremothecium cymbalariae DBVPG#7215, 1152 nucleotides. It is a transcript of the gene QRI7, whose product is annotated as putative N(6)-L-threonylcarbamoyladenine synthase. The coding region runs from base 1 to 1152 and encodes 383 amino acids. Gene Ontology annotation, cellular component: mitochondrion. The transcript has a single exon. Lineage: Eukaryota; Fungi; Ascomycota; Saccharomycetes; Saccharomycetales; Saccharomycetaceae. The record is from RefSeq and is a predicted model, not a curated record. Gene Ontology annotation, biological process: mitochondrial tRNA threonylcarbamoyladenosine modification.
AUGCUAAGGCGGUUCUAUAACGGUGGAAGCUUGGUAAGGCGCGGAUUCAAAGUUCUGUGCAUCGAAACGUCAUGCGAUGACACAUGUGUAUCUGUUCUAGAUAGGUUUAAUCGGCAACAGCCUCUAAGGGUCCUUUGUCACUAUAAAGAAACAUUGGAUAGUUUGGAAGAUGGUGGUAUAGUGCCUAUUAAGGCCCAUACGCACCAUCAAAUAGCUCUGGGCAAGCUGACGCAGAGGGCAUUUAGAGAUGCUUUGGGUACCAUAGACCUUGUAUGUGUAACCAGAGGGCCGGGGAUGGUUGGCUCACUUUCUGCAGGUAUUUCUUUUGCUAAAGGAUUGAGUGUUGCUUUGAAUAAGCCUCUUAUAGGAGUGCAUCAUAUGCUUGGCCAUUUACUGAUCCCAAGAAUGGAGAGUAAUGGGGAGGGGGUCAAGUACCCGUUUUUGAGUUUAUUGGUAAGUGGUGGGCAUACAAUGUUGGUGCUUUCCAGGUCUGCUAUUGAACACGAGGUAUUGUGCGAUACGAUAGAUAUUGCCGUGGGAGAUUCCUUGGAUAAAUGCGCCAGGGAGAUUGGGAUAAGAGGGAACAUGUUGGCUAAGGAGAUGGAAUCAUUUAUAAAUGAAGACAUGGAACAAGCAAAGCUGUCUGAUUCCAUGAAAAUUGGGUUGCCAAAUCCACUCAGAAACAAGAAUGAUAGAGUUAACAUGCAGGCCUUUUCGUUUUGCCCAUUUGUAACUGCUGUUAAAAAAAAUCUUCCAAAGCCUCUACUUCAACUGAAUAUCCAGGAGAGACGUGAGAUUGCAUAUAAAAUCCAAGAGGGAAUAUUUAAACACGUAAUAAGUCAGCUGAAUCUUGUUUUGAGACUCAAUUCUGAAAAGUUAUCAGACGUUAAGCAAUUUGUUUGUUCCGGAGGAGUUAGCGCUAAUCAGCGCCUGCGAACUAAAUUAGAAACGGAAUUAGAGCAUGAUUUUGCUUCUUUUCAUUAUCCAAACAUUGAACUGUGCACAGAUAACGCAGUUAUGAUAGGAUGGGCUGGCAUAGAGUUGUACGAGAAGCACGGCCUGACGACAGGUCUAGGAGCUACUGCUAUCAGAAAAUGGCCCAUAGAUAAGAUGCUAGAUGUCCCUGAUUGGGUUGUACCGGAUAAAACCUAG